Cydia splendana is the source of this 1020-nucleotide messenger RNA. It is a transcript of the gene HGTX, whose product is annotated as homeobox protein Nkx-6.2. Gene Ontology annotation, molecular function: DNA-binding transcription factor activity, RNA polymerase II-specific; RNA polymerase II cis-regulatory region sequence-specific DNA binding. The record is from RefSeq and is a predicted model, not a curated record. NCBI's taxonomy places the organism in Eukaryota, Metazoa, Arthropoda, Insecta, Lepidoptera, Tortricidae. Gene Ontology annotation, cellular component: nucleus. The transcript is spliced from 3 exons. The coding region runs from base 35 to 742 and encodes 235 amino acids. Gene Ontology annotation, biological process: cell differentiation; regulation of transcription by RNA polymerase II.
UGUCCUCCGUGGAUUGGUGUAUAGACUGUAAACAAUGUCAGAAUUACGUGGGUCGCCACCUCUAACGCGGAACCUCGAGCACGGAUUCGGCGCGCCGCUGGCUGCGCUGAGCUCGCUGGCGGAGGCUCCGCCGCCGGCGCCGAACCCGCACGGCAUCGACCACAUCCUGGCGCGGCCGGUGGGCGGCUCGGUGGGCAUGGGCGGCAUGCUGACGCCGCGGCUGUCGCUGGCGGCGGCGGCGGCGGGCAUGGCGCACUACCUCCAACACAAGCCGCUCUACUGGCCUGGCUUCCAGGGCCUGGUAUCUAACCCGAUGGCGUGGAGAGACCGGCUGCAGUCCAUGAGCAAUGGCGCACUGAGCGCGUGCGCACAAGGCGGGAUGGACAAGGACGGCAAGAAGAAACACACGCGGCCCACGUUCAGCGGGCAACAGAUCUUCGCUCUGGAGAAGACAUUCGAACAGACCAAGUACUUGGCGGGACCCGAGCGGGCGAAGCUUGCGUACGCGCUUGGCAUGACGGAAUCGCAAGUCAAGGUAUGGUUUCAAAACAGAAGAACAAAAUGGCGGAAAAAGCACGCGGCCGAAAUGGCAACCGCCAAGCGCAAACAAGAAGAGCUUGGCGACGAGUGCGACGACCAGGAGCCCCAGGACAACGACCCCUGCAGCGACGAGGACGACGCCAAGCGGCCGCGGCUCGACUUACACCACCCCAUGCACCACUUGCCUCAUCACCGUCAGUGAUCGCUCCCGACAGGCGUCAAAGACUAUGAACCCAACGCCUGUGAAAAAUCUAGUGCUCCCAGUGACAUUUACAGACCACCCAGUGACGUUGGAUGGUAUUCCUUCCCCGAAGAAGGCCCUUGUGAUCUCUCCAACUGGCAGGUCAAAAUGAACAAGUUCGAACAGAGUAUGGCCGAGAACGAGAGAGAGAUAGCCACCAGCGAGGUGGAUAGUGAACAAGGUGUGAGUGAAACGAACGAUGAUGCUCAGCCCAUCAAUUUUGCGUAUUAUCAUUUUUA